AUGCCACCAAGAGAUCUAGCAGACAGUCUUGUGGAUUCGUAUUUCAACCACGUACAUCGUCUCUACCCGUUCGUUCAUGAACCCACCUUCAGAAGUCAAUAUGAGCGAAUGUGGAUGCACGAUGGGGAUCAUUCUGAGACGAAAGCGACCUGGUUCGCGUUGCUCAAUCUCAUCUUCGCACAUGGAUACGAGUUUCACAACCCGAUCCAGGGUAGAAGUCCUUCACACUCGGCGACACAGUUUCUUGUGAAAGCUCGGAAUAUCGUCUUUGCUCACAUCUUCAAGGAGGGUAACCUGGAGCUCGUCCAAGCACUGUUAUUGAUGUGUCACUAUCUUCAAGGUACCUUGGAACUAAACGAGUGCUGGAGUCUCAGUGGACUCAUGAUCAGAAGCUCUAUUAGCAUGGGGCUUCAUCUCAACCCGUCUCCUUCCACGACUGCUGUGGAGAGGGAAGUUAGGAAGCGUGUGUGGUGGGGAUGCUUCGUUAUUGACCGCACUUUGAGCAUGAAGUUUGGGAGACCACCUUCGAUUCCGACCGUGAGUGCAGCAGACGUCGAGCUGCCGUUGCCGGUUGACGAUCAAUAUAUUAUGAAUGACUCAAUCAUUCCUCGGCAGCCUGCAAGCUGUCCCUCCUUGACGUCCUUCUUCAUUCAGACGAUCAAACUUGCACACAUCAUUGACAGUGUUCUCCUAAAGCUCUACCCAUCCACGGGGAAACCGUGGAAUUCGACGAUCAGUCAGGUCCGGAACAAUCACGACCGUUUCCCAGAGAUCUUUGGCCACUCCGUCUCCUUAGAUGGAGAACUGUUGUCCUGGUGGAACGGGAUUCCGCACCAUUUGAGAGAUGAGCCUAACAACCCAGACGGCUCAGAUUUUCAACGGCAGCGCAAUGUCAUGUACAUUCGGUUUUUGAACCUUCGAUUACUACUACAUCGUCAAUCGUUUCUCAUUUUCAGCCGACAAGAUAUCGAGGACGAAUUUCAGAGGCAUGUCGCAAUUGCUUCAUGCAACUGUUGCAUUUCCGCUGCCCGCGAGACUAUCAAGCUGAUCUACGCUCAGUAUCGUCGGCGCCUGUUGAACUCUUUGUGGUACAAUCUCCACUACGUCUUCACGGCGAUCGGCGUUCUCUUGACACUACAGACCAUGGAACGAUGGAAGCUGGAAGCCCUUGGUCAAAUCGAGACAGACGAAUCACUUGAAAUGGGCAUGGAAUUCUUGAAGGCAGCCAGCGAUACGAGUACCCUAGCCGCUCGAUACUUGAAUCUGCUGGAGCGCAUUCAGACUCAAAAGAGUGGCCGGGAGACACCAAUGCCGGGUCCAGUACCCGGUCAAGGCCAUACGUCCCAACUUGACUCGGAUAACGGAAAUCCGGCAUUGCUAUCGGCAGACAGAACACCAUGGCAACGAGCCGACGAGGCUCCGUUUCCACUCAACUCUGACCUGACUGAUUUUGACGACUUGCUCUUUGGAACGGGUCUUCCAAGAGACCUGCUGUCCGCCGAUUGGUCGAUCUUCGAAUCCAUUUGA
This is a messenger RNA of Cladophialophora carrionii CBS 160.54, 1527 nucleotides long. RefSeq lists its product as uncharacterized. Bases 1 to 1527 code for a protein of 508 amino acids. Gene Ontology annotation, biological process: DNA-templated transcription; positive regulation of transcription from RNA polymerase II promoter by galactose. Gene Ontology annotation, cellular component: nucleus. The record is from RefSeq and is a predicted model, not a curated record. The transcript is spliced from 3 exons. Lineage: Eukaryota; Fungi; Ascomycota; Eurotiomycetes; Chaetothyriales; Herpotrichiellaceae. Gene Ontology annotation, molecular function: DNA-binding transcription factor activity, RNA polymerase II-specific; RNA polymerase II cis-regulatory region sequence-specific DNA binding; zinc ion binding.